Messenger RNA from Laccaria bicolor S238N-H82, 3339 nucleotides. RefSeq lists its product as uncharacterized. The transcript has 15 exons. The record is from RefSeq and is a predicted model, not a curated record. The coding region runs from base 1 to 3339 and encodes 1112 amino acids. NCBI's taxonomy places the organism in Eukaryota, Fungi, Basidiomycota, Agaricomycetes, Agaricales, Hydnangiaceae.
AUGUCGCACACAGCUCACAAGACAAGCCAAGGGCAAAAGAGCAACACUUUCACCCCCCCACCACUAGACGGUUCGCUCUCCAUGCUGGAAAUCUUUGAUUUUCAUCGAAAGAAUAGCCCGAAUCAUCCCCUUUUCUUGUUCGAAGAAGGGGGUAGAAUUGAGGAGAUCACCUGGGCACACGCGGUUCGAGCCGUGCACACUGCUGCGCGAUACAUUCAACAAAUCUGUGGGAAAGGCUCCGACGACCCGUCGACGGUGGUUGCCAUCCUGGCUAACACGGAUACAUUUAGCUACUUUGUUCUCCUCGCAGGAAUAAUUCGUGCAGGCUGUCAAGCCUUCCCGAUCUCUCCAAGAAAUUCUCCAGCAGCCGUAAUCCAUCUGUUGCAAGAAACGAGAUCAAAAUACCUUCUUAUUAGCCAUGACCCGAGCAUUCAAAAACUCAUCGGAAGCGUAUACCCAAGUCCUGCUCUGAAAAGCUCCGUAGGGGAGCCGAUAACAAUACCCACUUUCGAGUAUCUGUUCGGCGGAACUGAGAGUGAUUUUGACCCGCUACCUCCGAUGCAGCAACAAGAAUGCAAUCGACCCAGUCUCAUCUUGCACUCAUCUGGAUCCACAUCGCAUCCAAAGCCGAUUGGUAUCGUGUCCCACCAGCUCGUCGACGCUGGCUUGGCGCCAUGUAAGCAUCCCAUGAUUUCCUCUUUGAGCCUGGAACGAAAAUCCGCUGUUAGAUUUUGGAGAUCGCGACCUCUGCGGGAAAGUUUUCGCUUGUCACUCCCUAGCCAUGUUUCAUGUUAUCGGUUGCGUAAUGCUCCCCUGGACGGUACUUGGUUUGACCAAAUCAAUGAUCAAGCUGACUCGACUUUUUUGAAGAUGGCAUCGGGGCUUACAAUGGCCAGUUUCUCCCCUCGUGAUCCGCCUGCCCUUCCGACUCCAGACCGUGUAUUUUCGGGGGCCAUUGCUACGCACAGCAGUUAUAUAACCUGUGUCCCCUCUUUUAUCGAGAUAUACGCUGGUGCACCGUUGCAAAAAGAUAUCGGCGACAUGCUUGUGUCGAACGAUGUUAACAUCAUAUCAAUUUAUGGGGCGACGGAGGUGGGCCCGGUCAUGGCCUUUGUUCCAGCUCCCAAGAAAGAAGCUUGGGAGUAUUUUCAGUUUUCCCCCCACUGCCGACCAGUAUUUCUUCCAUAUCAGGGCAACGUAUUCCAGCUGUUGUUUCAAGAAUGUCCCACCCAUUCGCCUAGUGUAUUCAACGCGCAAUUUCAAGGGCUCAGAGCGUAUGAUACUCGUGACUUAGUGGUCUCCCAUCCAACCGAACCAAACAUGUGGCGAAUAUACGGCCGUGCCGACGAACAAUUGAUGCAUUCCAAUGGAGAAAAGACCAACCCUAUUCCAAUAGAAUCGAUGCUUACUCGGCAUGAAAAAAUCGAAUUUGCUGUCAUGUUUGGACGAGGGCAGUUUCAUGCUGGAGUCAUCGUACAGCCAAAGCUACAAUAUCAAUUCGACACUGGAAACGAGGGUCUUUUGGCGGAAUUUCGGAAUGAAAUCUGGCCACUUGUGGAACAAGUCAACGACUGUUCUCCAACACACUCUCGACUUUUCAAAGAGAUGAUUUUAGUAGCGAGCCCCCUAAAACCCUUCGACAUAUCAUCGAAAAACACACCACGUCGGAUGGCUGUUUUGACUGCUUACCAAGACGAGAUAGAACAAGCAUAUGGAUCUGCAGACAAAUACUCUCAGCCUGACAUCCCCUUAUCCGAGAUAUGGGAGAUCGAGGAUUGCCUCGUUCUCGUGCGAUGCGCAGUUAGGAGAGUUUUGCAGGUCCCGGUCAGUGACGAUGAAGACAUAUUCCAAGCAGGAUGCGACAGUCUCCAAGCCGCUUGGAUACGCAACACCCUCUUACACGCUCUACAACAUACAGCCAAAGUGUCCACUUCACCUAUUCCACAGAACUUUGUAUAUGCCAAUCCCAGCAUCCGGAAGUUGGGAACAUAUAUAUUGGACGUCGUGGUCCGAGGGCAGAGCUCCGUAUCCCUCACGGUGUCCUCAAGGAAAAUAACCGACAUGGAGAGGCUCGUCCAGCAAUAUAGCGCGAACUUUCCUUGUCAUGUACCCAGCAGUGCGAUAUCCGCGGCUGGUGGCGAGGUUGUAUUGCUCACUGGGAGUACUGGCUUUCUUGGAUCGCAUAUUCUCGAGCAGCUAGAAAAAGACACAUCUGUCUCGAGAAUAUACGCACUCAAUCGUAAAGAUAUCAAGCGACCUGAAAGGACUAUGUUCGCCAGGCAUAAAGCUGCCUUUGAACGAAAUAGCCUCGACACUACCAGCCUCGUAUCCAGCAAAGUUGUGAUGCUUCAAGGGUCCUCUGACCUUGAGUAUUUCGGCCUAGGGGAGGCCACUUUUCACCAGAUACAAUCGAGCGUUACUUGUGUUAUCCACAACGCUUGGCGAGUAAACUUCAACGUCACCCUGUCGUCCUUUGAACCAUUGAUUGCUGGGACACGUCGCAUGAUCGAUUUCGCUUUGGGAUCGCCUUUUCCCAAUCCCCCUCGGUUCAUCUUCAUCAGUACUUUGGGGGUUUUGAAAGGCUGGACUGAGGGCCCAAGCCCCGAAGCACCCAUUCUUCAACCAACAAGCGCAAUAGGCCUUGGAUACUCGGAAUCCAAAUGGGUUGCGGAGAGAAUUCUCUGCAACGCGUCUGAACAAACCUCGUUGAAGCCGGUCAUUAUCCGUGUCGGUCAUGUUUGCGGCGGACAAGCGGGAAAUUGGGAUACUUCAGAGUGGAUCCCCGCGCUAGUAAGGUCUGGUCAAGUCCUCAAAUGUUUUCCCCAUGUAGAUGGCGUAUGUACUGGUCCUAUUCGUCCCCACUUCGCUCUAACCUUCUUCGCGAUAACACAGGAAAUAACAUGGAUCCCCGUGGAUGUUGCGGCUGCAGCAGUGAUUGAGAUGCGGACAUCCAAGGAACCCUUCCUCAACCUGGUACACCCCAAACCUGCCCCGGUCCAACUCAUCUUUUCCGCCUUUGCCAAUGCCCUGGACGUUCCGCUUGUAAGCUAUGGUGAAUGGCUGGCCGCGCUGGAGUCUUCUCGAAACGAAGGUUCUGACGUUGCUGUUGCGGAAGCCAUCGAGAACCCAGCUCUCAUCCUGCUUGAUUUCUUCCGGUCUGUGUCCAGGCCUGUUUCAGUACGCGAUAGGGAUAGGGAGGCUUUUGGGUUCCCGCCAGUAGCCAUGGACAAAGCAUUGACCGCGGCCCCUAUUCAGCUUGGCAAUGUCCUACCAAUCUCUGAAGAGAAUGUUGUUUCGUGGAUGACUUACUGGUGGAACAUAGGGUUUCUUAAAAGAUAG